This is a messenger RNA of Chara braunii, 4376 nucleotides long. Lineage: Eukaryota; Viridiplantae; Streptophyta; Charophyceae; Charales; Characeae. The record is from the annotation of a GenBank genome assembly.
ACGUACGGCCCGUACGCCUAAGGCGGGGCCGCAGGGCUGCACGGCCGCAUGCGAAGUUGUGUGCAGGGUGUGUGCAAUGGCACCCAGGAAAGGGAGGGGUGAGCAGCAGUUUGUCCCAGUCAGUAAGGACAAACAGAGGCAGGCGGAGCUGAAGUUCUGCAGAUUCAAGUGGAUCACGAAGGGGCAAACACUGCCGAACUCCAAUGGGAAUUUUCUCAUGGAGUGCAAAUUGUGUGGCCGGGGGUUUCAGGGCAGUCAAUCGAAGGCCGCACAACACUUUACAAUAAAGAACAACUGUUUCAAAGUCACCGCGGAGCAGCUCGCGGAGAUUUGGAACAAGACAAACUACUCGAUUGAUCACAACCACCAUCGGAAGAUCCUCGACUUCCUCAGGUCUCGUGGGGUUAGAGACAAUAGAAAUACUUCGGGGAGGGAGCAGACGGGGGAUGAGGAGUACGACGACAGCGAGGAUGAGAGGAGGGCGGCCAAGGGGGGAGGUGAUGAUAGUGACAGCGAUUCACAAGACAUGGAGGUGCGGCGAGAGGCGGAGCGCGCCAGGGGUAAGAUGAGGGCAGACAAGGCCGUUGGCAAGGACAGCACCCCGAACGAGCAUGACGAUGACGACGAUGACGACGGCGAUGAGGGCGAAGACAUUGGGGCAGGGGGCUGCCAAAGCGAUGAAGGAGACCGCGCAAUCGAAGAAGAGAAAGAGGAAGGCAAUGACACCAGCUCCUCCUCUGCCGAAGAAGGGCAAAGUCCUUCGACAGACAUCCAUGAUGGAGACCUUCGAUCCGGUGUGGCAACGAGAGUUUUCGAACGAGUUCCUGCAGUGGUGGACGGCACCCCCGGGAAGCUUGGGAAGAGGGAGGACACCAUCAUCAGGGCUCGAGCAGUCGUGCGUUUCAUCAGAGAGCACGGGGAGGCUCUCAGCCUUUACCGACGUUUCUCUGCCGCCCACCCCUCUUCCGCCUCCGCAGUUGCGGCCAGUUGCAGCGCUGCUCCACCCUCGUCUCAGCGGCGAGGCAGAGAGCUUGUGUACCCCGCACAGACGAGGUUUGCUACACACUACUUGAUGCUGGAGAGGUUGUUGGAUCGUCGCCGAGCGUUGGAGUCGUUGAUGAUGAGCGACGAGUGGUUGCGGACUGCAUGGAGGAGGUCCAUUUUCUUGCAGGCCAGGUGGGUGCGUCAUCAGGUGAGGUACGCGCCAUUCUGGGAGCACGUGGAGGACAUCGUGGAGCUGAUGACGCCUGUGAUGCAGCUGCUGCGACAUUUGGACAGAGGGGGGCGCGUGAUGACUCGCACGUGGUCGUGGGCGCUUGCCAGGGUCGACAGAGUGGCGAGGGCAAGACUGAACAGGACGUCGACGGAGGAUCUCAACAUCGUUGUUCAGGCUUAUCAGGCGCGGGUCGAUCAUAUGUUGCAGCCCGCACAUUGCAUGGCCCACCUCCUCAACCCUCGCCACAGGAGCAUUACGUAUUUUGGAGUGGCGAGGCGCAGCGAGCACGACAAGACACUCACGGAGGAGUCGCUGCGAUACCUUCGCCAGCAAACUGGCGGAGAUGAGGAGUUGUAUCAGACAUUGCGCACGCAGUUGGUGGAGUUUCUGAGCCGGGAGGGCGAUUGGAUGUAUGGAGGGGUUGAGGGUGACAGGGACGCGGCCUCCUACAGAGGGGAGAAGGAGACGUCGCAGGCUCCGCCCAGCGUCGAGACGUAUUUCGGUCGUCGCGCCACGGUGCUCAUGUCGACUGAGUUGGACGCCGUGUACGAUCCGGAGCCUGAUCCUAUGGCUCAGGACCCGAUUGAGGCGGAGCUGUGGUCCGAUCCAGACGACCUGGCAGUGGAGUCGGAGCCGGGAGAUUCUGAUGAUGGGGGCGACAAUGUUCCUCUCGCCGAGAUGUUGCGUCCUUGGACACGUGCUUCCACAGCAGCCGCUGCGCAGCAUCCCCCUCCCCCUCCACCUCUGCCCCUGAGUGCUCGUGCUUCCACUGCAGCCGCUGCGCAACAUCACCCUCCCCCUCCACCUCCGCCUUCGAGUGGUCGGGCUUCCACUGCAGUCGUUCCGCAACAUCCCCCUCCACCUACAGAUCGUCCAGGACAUGGCAAGCACGGGACUCAGGAUAUUGUUGAGGAGGGACACGACGACGACGACGAUGUCAGAGAGGGGUAUGAGGGCAGCAGUGAGGACGAGGAUGAUCCUGCCUAUUCCCCGACACGCGGACGUGGUGACGACGACGACGACGACGAGGGCGGCGAUGGUACACAGGCUGCAGGUGGUUUGCGGAGGUCGGGUCGACAGCGUGCCGACCGAUGCAGUGGUGCAGGCAGGGGCGUGGGGGCACGAGACACGGGGGCUGCAGGCCGUGGUGGUGGAGGACGGGUGAGGCGAGAGUCUGCUUCGUCCACUCGCACUGUGCACUGGGUCGAUGAGGGUGCUGCGACAGUAGAGGUUGGCGUCGGGUCGGCAGAGUUUGGUGGUGUUGUGUCGGCGCAGGUCACUGCAGAGGCCUCUCCCUCCACUCCACAUUUCGCAGCGCCGUGUGAGGAGGUAGCAGGCGGGUUUGCAGAGGUUACUGACGAGGCUGCACAGGUUGCGAGCGCUUCGGCGCAGUUGGGUGACAGCUUCAGUGCGGCUACGCCCGUCAGUCAGAUACUCGGUGAUAUACCUUCAUGCAGCAUGGGUGACAUCAGUAGCAGCAUGUUGCAGGAGGCAGCAGCGGGGACACAGGGUUCGUCGGGGCAGGAGGAGUGUGCAGCAGGGGACGGUAGGGAUUGUCGACCUGUGCAGGAGCGAGCGCCAGAGUCGGAGCUGGACAGGAUCGACCGCGAGGAGAGGGAAAGGGCGCAGGACUUGGCUAGCCGUUGCGAGAUGACACAGAGUAUUGCAUUGUGGGCACGGGCAGAGCGGAUGCUCGAGACGGGCGGUGCUGAGGGUCAUCGUGCGACGAACGAUGCAGUGCUUGAGUGUGGCGAUGUGGGCGGUGGGGAUGCAGGCGAGAGACCCGCGUCCCCGUCACUGCCAUCGUCCACCACUUGUAGCACGACCUCCGUACAUGCUGAGGGUGCCACUACCGCACCGGCACCUCCAGAGUCUCCUUCUCCCAAAUCAGGGAAGAAAAAGAUGAAAGCAGGCAAGAGUCUCAGUACUGUGAGGAGGGUGACGCAUGCGAUGCGGGAGAGUCAGCCCGGGUUGGCCGGUUUACAUCCGCGGACUCGGGAGGCAUUGGCCCGGGACGUUGUCGUGGACAUAGUAGGUUGGCGGGAGAGGGCCUCCACCCGGGCGACGGAGCAGCCCAUGACAGCACUUGCUGCGGCAGCGAUGCCACGUACUGAGGGGCGCAUACCAGGUAGGGGGGAGGAGGCGGAGCACAGUGGCCCCCCUGGGAGGAACAUGGCCGGACGUAUAUUGGGGGAGGAUGUGAGGACGGUGCUUGCGCAACGACCGUCACAGGCAGCACGCGUUUUGGAGUCUGGUACCGAUGAUUUGGAGAUGCCUCUUGGCCAGCGGAGGAGGGCAUCCGUGUACGACCUUCUUCGAGCACAGCACGGGGUUGAGGUGGCGCCACAGGGGGGGGUUCAUGCUCCGGGUACUGCGCACAGGCCGGUAGGCGGCACAGGUGGCGGCAACGGUGUCAUAGGUGUGGCGACCCAGAGGAGGAGGAAGGACAUUGUGGACGACGAUGAUGCUUAGGGGGAAAGCGCAAGCAAGGGGGGAAGCGGAGCGGGGGGAAAGCGCAAGCAAGGGGGGAGUCGGGGGAAGCGGAAGCGGGGGAAGCACAGGCGGAAGCGGAGAGUGGAAGCGGAAGCGGCGAGAAGUGGAGCCCGAAGCGGAGAGCAGUGGAGCCUGAAGCGGAGAGCAGCGAACCCCGAAGCGGAAGCGGGGAGAAGCGGGGAGAAGCGGGAAGAAGUGGGGAGAAGCGGGGGGAAUCGGAAGUGGGGAGAAGUGGAAGCGGGCCGGGAGGGGGAGGUGGCCAACUUCCCACGUGGCAAUCUUGCCACGUGCCGAUCUUGUCACGUGGGAGGGGGAGAUGGCGAGCUUGCCGCGUGGCGAACUUGCCACGUGGCGAACUUGCCAUGUGGUGGGAAGCGGAAGCCAAGGCGGAAGCGGAAGCGGAAAAAGAACCGCAGGGGAGAGGAAACUUGCCAUGUGGCGGUCUUGCCUUGACUGAUUGAUUGAUUGGUUGAUUGAUUCAUUGAUUGAUUGCUCUCGUCGGCAUGAGCAUCAAUUUGUCCCGUCGGGUCGGGUCGGAUUGGCAUUGCAGUUAGUCGAGUCCCCUUGUGAUUGAGGUCGCGUCCACAUUGCGGCCGACUCGGGAAUCAAUCAAUCAAUCAAUCAUUCAUUCAAUCAAUCAAUCAAUAAAUAAAGUUUGCAUUCACUA